Molecule: messenger RNA, 1270 nt
Organism: Trichomycterus rosablanca
Lineage: Eukaryota; Metazoa; Chordata; Actinopteri; Siluriformes; Trichomycteridae
Gene: pdzd11
Product: PDZ domain containing 11
Exons: 6
Coding region: 74-502 (142 amino acids)
Biological process (GO): maintenance of epithelial cell apical/basal polarity; neurotransmitter secretion; protein localization to basolateral plasma membrane
Cellular component (GO): basolateral plasma membrane; synapse; cell-cell junction
Molecular function (GO): protein binding
Source: RefSeq, a predicted model, not a curated record
CAGGAAGUGGUGAAGGAACUAGAAGUAAACAGUACAUUUGUAAAAAGACGAGAGUGUAUAAACUGCACACAAAAUGGAUCAGAAAAUUCCUUAUGAUGACUAUCAACUUCCUGUUGUAUUUCUGCCCUCAUAUGAAAAUCCUCCUGCAUGGAUUUCUCCUCAGGAUAGGGUAAAACAUUCUGAUUAUAACAAUGAGCUUACACAGUUCUUGCCACGCACGGUCAUCCUAAAAAAACCUCCUGGAGCACAGCUGGGCUUCAAUAUCCGAGGAGGAAAGGCUUCACAGCUUGGUAUCUUUAUAUCAAAGGUGGUGCCAGAUUCAGAUGCCCACAGAGCUGGACUUCAAGAAGGAGAUCAGGUGCUCACGGUUAAUGACGUGGACUUUCAGGAUAUAGAGCACUCGAGGGCUGUGGAGAUUCUGAAGACAGCCAGGGAGAUUAUAAUGAGGGUGCGCUUCUUCCCUUACAAUUACCAGAGACAGAAGGAGAGGACAGUACACUAGGCGUCCUCAGAGAUGAGCUGAGGAGUGAAUAGGUGCAACUUAUUCUGUGGGCCUGGGGAUCUGAUCAAACAUGCUGUACACUAUCACCAUGCAAACCUCUGUCUAUGACUAAUGCUGCUUUCAUCAGUUGUUGUAUCAGAGACAUGAAAUAUUAGGUCACCCCUUCCUUAUCAAGCUUUAACAUAAAGACUACUCUGUAUGUUUUUGUACUAUAUUGUACUGUUUCUAAGGAACACUAUUUGUUAAACACUCAUUUUAUUGCAAAGUUUAAAAACAAAUAUCAUGUAGAGUUUAGCAUUGUCUUUAUAAACUUAUUAGCUAAAUGCCAAGGACUUAUGAGGUUAAUGAAACAAACAUUAACCUCUCUAGUUCUGUGGCACUUUAGGUUGACUUCCCAAAUGUCCAAUUUUGGUGUUAUGAUUAGAGAUAUUUAUGAUUAUAUUUAUAUAUUAGUAUAUAAUGAUCAAUAUUUAAGCUUGGGUAUGCAAUGUCAGUCUUUUAACUAACAACAAGUUAUUAGUCAAGGCUUAAUAGUUACCUGACACGCUUAUUGCAACCCAACAAAAUAUCAGACAAUUGACUGCAUUUUUAAUGCUGACAAGACUUAUUAAAAUAUACAUGAACAGACGUCUUGAUCUAGACUAGUUAAGUAUACAUGUUUUGAACAAACCAAAAAGGUUGGUAGCUUCUAGUGACUUUUAUGUUCUUUGCCAUGGGACUAAAUACACUGAUCAGCCAUAACAUUAAAACGGCCUCCUUGUUUCUACA